This is a messenger RNA of Dracunculus medinensis (Guinea worm), 273 nucleotides long. NCBI's taxonomy places the organism in Eukaryota, Metazoa, Nematoda, Chromadorea, Rhabditida, Dracunculidae. The record is from the annotation of a GenBank genome assembly.
AUGGAAAAUAUUGAAACCCUAGGUUCGCUUCGUGAGCGUCUUAAUGGAACAUCUCUUGUUGAAGAUAACAUUUCUUUCGGUGGUUGUCAAAUGUCCUAUCGUUUACAGUCUCGUGGAGGUAUUGCUGCGAAUAUAAGGCGAAUAGCUGAAAAACAGGAAGAGCAUUUAAAAGAACGAAGACAAUUGCGACGAGAAACCCGAGAAAUCACGAAAACUUUAAAGCGAUUACCUGUUCGUGGAUCAUUUAGCUCGAGAGGAGGACGCGAUGUGUAA